AUGGACGCGCCAGAAGACGACUUGGACAUCAAGCUACAAAAAAUAUCCAAUGACCUCAUCGCCGAUUUCGACACCUCCCUAGUCCCCUUCCUCAGGAAGCAGAAUGGCUCCGGUGGCACUGUAGUCAGAUCCCGUCUCCUUGAUCCUUUCCAAGAACUCCCACAGCUUCUGGAUCCCUGGCUGCCGAAAUGGCUUCCCAUCCUUGCCGAGAAUUUCCUCGAGUAUCAGCAAUCUCGCUACCGGAACAAACUGCUUUCAACCAGAUCGGAUCUGUUGACUCCGUUGCCGAGGGCCAUUUGCAAGAUCUUGUACACCUUCUGCAAGAUUCGUGGUGAAAAGGUCAUUGUCCGCUUUCUCAACAACGAGACAAAGUACCUCGAGCUUGUACUCUCUGCCCUUGAGGAGUCAGAAAGACACCAAGACGCACAGCCCUCCUCGACUGAUGCCAGCACCGCCGCCGCCGGUAGCGGUCCGCAGUGGACCUGGGAGGAGAGGUAUAUUGUCUUGUUGUGGCUUUCACACCUUAUGCUUGCCCCCUUUGAUUUGGCCACCAUCUCAUCAACCGAUAUCGAGCAGGAUGAUCUCGUGCCUAUUCCCGGUUUUCAGUGGCCUCGAGGUCUUCCCGGUAUAACUACUCGCAUUCUGCCUCUGGCCAUCAAGUAUCUUGCCUCCCCGGGCAAGGAGCGCGAUGCCGCAAAAGCCCUCUUGGUCCGUGUUUCCAUGCGCAGAGAUAUGCAGCAACUUGGCGUAAUGGAUGCCUUAGUAAACUGGGCUCUCUCCGCUCUUCGCCCUCAAGAGGGACUUGAAAGAACACCUUACCAUUACAUCGGCGUUCUCUCCUUCCUGUCCGGCGUUCUUAUCUCGUCAAUCGAUACCUCCGACAUGGACAAAUAUCUGCUGACUUUGUUUCACGAAGUUCAUGGGGCUGCCACUGAUCAAAAUGCUGCCGGUUCAGUCAUGUCAUCGGCACUGGCUCGCAAGACAAUGAUCAAGGUGAUUCGGUCACUCGCGGUUUCCAUCUUGCGCGUGUCCAGGCAAGAUAUGUCGAGCAUGGAGAUUAUUGAAACCACCAUUGGUUUCUUACUCGAAAAUCUCGCAGACAAUGAUACGCCAGUCCGGUUCGCUGCUAGCAAAGCGCUGAGUGUCAUCACCUUGAAGCUUGAUCCUGACAUGGCCUCAGAAGUUGUCGAGGCCGUGAUUGACUCGUUGAACAAAAAUGUCCUAUGGGUCAAGGACCCCAAGGAUACAAACGCACCGCCAGUCAUGGACAUUGGCGCCGUUGAUCCUCUCGAGUGGCAUGGGCUGAUGCUCACUCUAUCCCACCUUCUAUACAGACGUUCACCCCCGGCAGAAAAUCUCAAUGGCAUCAUCAAUGCCCUUUUGACCGGGCUUUCGUUCGAAAGGCGAGGAACUUCUGGCGGAUCUAUCGGCACCAAUGUUCGAGAUGCGGCGUGCUUCGGCAUAUGGGCACUCGCACCCAGAUCCUACAACCAACAGGCCUCUAUGCUCCAAAUUCUGGCUACGGAACUCGUGGUGGCUGCAUGCCUGGAUCCAUCAGGAAACAUCAGACGUGGUUCUUCUGCCGCCUUGCAGGAACUGAUUGGCCGUCAUCCUGAUACGGUUGAGAAGGGAAUUUGGGUGGUCCAAACAGUUGACUACCACGCUGUAGCUCGGAGAUCCAGAGCUCUCCAGGAGGUCGCCCUGAAUGUCACCAAAUUAUCGAGUCAGUAUGGCGAGGCCAUUUUGCACGCGCUCCUCGGCUGGAGGGGCAUCGGCGAUUUCGACGCCAUGGCGAGAAGAGCAGCAGGAGCGUCCUUUGGCACCAUUGCUUCAGAGCUUGCCGUGGGCGUCCCCGAUUCGGCUGCAAGGCUCACGCACUUCAUGACUAUGGUCCUUGACCGGAUCAAGUCACUGCAAGUACGGCAAGUGGAGGAAAGACACGGGCUACUUAUGAGCUUUGCAUCCUUGCUCGACGCAUUCCCGAACACUGCAAGCGCGUCUCAAGACGCAGGAAGCACCGCUUCCCACGACUCUAUCCCGAACUUCAUUUCCAAUUCUCUUGCGGGGUUAACAGAAAUCCUGACAGAUGCCAACAUCACAACAUACCGUAAACCGGAAUUGAUCGCGGAGGGAGCGAGCUCUUUGAUCAUAUCCUCCUUCCCGGUCUUGCAGUCAUCUGUACUGACCAGUAAUGGCGCUACGCUGAGGUUGCCCGAAAAGGUAUUGCUGCCUGGACGAGCCCUCUUUGCAAAAAGUGGCAAUGAGAUUUCCAGCCUGGUUGCGAAGAUGACACCUAGACCUGAACAGGUUAGCAGGAUUGCAGGACUUGCUAAAGCUAACCUGGCAAAAUGGCUUGUCCGUCCCGAGCAGGAAAUCAUAUAUGUAGCUUCUGAAGCUGCGCUUGUUCUGCUCAUAUUCUGUGAAGAUGCUGAGCGUGAAAACGUCGUACGCGAAUGGGCUGACGCUGUUCGUUAUCGUUCAUCUGGUCGAGCAACUACCGCCUCGGGAUAUUUCGCUGCGCUCGCCAUGUCGUACUCCGUACUUGCGACUUUGAAGGUCGCUGAGCAGGACAGAAGCUUAAUGUGCAGCGCCUUUGUCGAGCGUUGGAAGAGUGAUAAUGACAUCGAAACCCGAGUUUCUAUCCUCUCUAGUCUAACUCAGAGUGAUAUAUUGCGAGAAAAUGUUGACACAUUUCUCGAGCUGAUUGCCGCCGGCUUGGACGACUACACCACCAAUGCACGGGGUGACGUCGGGUCUCUAGUCCGCUUGCAGGCUAUUAAAGCAACAAAGUUCCUCUGGGAGAGACUCGAUCGACUUCCCACAAACGAGGCUGUCCGGGUUGUUUCAGCGUUGUUCUUGCGCAUUCUGCGUCUUGCAGCCGAGAAGUUGGACAAAGUAAGAGCUGAAGCGCAGACUGCUCUAGCUCUGGUUCUUAAAGCGAAAGCCUACUUCGGCUUCUUGCUUAAUUUGUUAUUCGAAGACACAUUACAACCCAGUAUAUCAGACACUCUUAAAGCUGACCCGGAUGUUUGGAUGGAGGAGCUCCUGGCCGGACUUGUCUCAUCCGCCGACACCGGAAACGAAGAGCUUGUCAUUGCAACUAGAGCUGCCCUGUGCGACUUUUGCCAACAGUCGAAGAAGAAGACAGACGCCGUGUGCACUGCACUCCUUCGCAAUCUUAAGAGCAGGCAAGGCCAGGACCGCGUGCUAGUCCCGACAUUGGAGAUCACUGCUUUCCUGCUCCAUGUGGGCAUCUUUCAAACAUGUGACCAGAUCAACUAUAAGAGCCUAUGCCUACAGGCCCAGAAAUCCUGCUAUAAGACAGGUAACGUUCGCAAGAUCGAGGCCUGUAUCAGGGUUUACGGCGCCGUCGCUGCGCUCGGUCGGUCCUACGGCUCUGAACAGGCAUCUGUGGACGGUACAGAUGAACAACGGAAACAAGAGGGCAUCAUGGACGCUCGUAAGAGACUCGGUGCCCUCGUGAUGCAUCCAUGGCCACGUAUCAGGAGCUUUGUGGUCGAUGAGCUCUGGGGACUAACCUCGAUCAGCCUCAAUGACCCAGCAGCACAGAAGUUGAAGGGCGUUGAUUGGGGUCAGGCUGAAAAGGGGUCUGUAAAAUCGCUGAUUGAGGCUCUCGAGUUGGGCAGCUAGACCGCCUCUUUCGCUCAUGUAGGCAGCAAGCAUGGAACACCG
Neurospora tetrasperma FGSC 2508 is the source of this 3693-nucleotide messenger RNA. RefSeq lists its product as uncharacterized. Gene Ontology annotation, biological process: microtubule cytoskeleton organization; tubulin complex assembly; post-chaperonin tubulin folding pathway. The transcript has 4 exons. Gene Ontology annotation, molecular function: beta-tubulin binding; GTPase activator activity. NCBI's taxonomy places the organism in Eukaryota, Fungi, Ascomycota, Sordariomycetes, Sordariales, Sordariaceae. Bases 1 to 3651 code for a protein of 1216 amino acids. The record is from RefSeq and is a predicted model, not a curated record.